AUGCUUGACAGCAGCGAUUGGAGAUUCCCUGGAUACUUCCAAGGAACCCCCUCGACAAUCUUCGACCAGAAUAAUUCGACUGCUAUCGAGGACUUUAAGAUACCUCAUGCGUUUCAGGGGAUUUCAGUGACCAAAUUCGCACAAUUUCCCUGGUUAAACACAGACCUCUCUGCCAGUCAGCCAGAAUGUGGCAAGGAAAGUUCACCAUAUCAGGAAGACACACAACUUUCACCCAAGCAUCCUGGCGAAGCAGAAGGCCCAUAUUCUCUAUCAGACUGUCUUUACAGCUUUCAGCAAAACAAUAUUUGGAACCAAGCACCUUACAUACCGCCAUAUCAGUACCAACCACGCCCAGAUACGAAAAUUAUUCCCGAUAUAGGAGCAGGCGCCUCUAGACCAUUAUUUCAUCCUGGCUUGACCUACGAGACAAGUUAUGAGUCCCCCGACAAUUCAGGUACUGGAACUGCCCUUGGAGAUCCCAAGCUAGAGGGGAAGGAUGUUACCUCCCUCGAAACAGAGAGAUUUCGCUUCCGUACCACCCUCCAAACUCCAACUGCGAUGAUGAAUGAAAGCGGAGAUUCACCCUUGAGUUAUCUCAACAAGGGCCAAGUCUAUUACCUCACGGUAAUGGACACCGCCCCGCCCGCAAAAACAGACAAGAUGACCACAUACCGGACAUUUGUUCGAGUCACUUUCGACCAGGAAUUGGCAAGAUCGAACCCAGCAACCUGUUGGCAAUUAUGGAAAGAAGGAAGAGGUGCAUCCUCAGGGCAGCAACAAGACGAAACCCUAUUUGCUCUCGAGUACGCCGGCGGAGACAGUCCCCAGUUUCAAAUCGAGCACAAAGGAUUCGACGGCUUCUCUGUAACCUGGUCAAUUGAUUCCACGGCCCGCUUCAGCUCAUGCCAUAUCCCAAUCUGUUUCAAUUUCCUAUCUACGGACUUUACCCGCUCGAAGGGGGUUCGAGGAAGCCCCGUUCGGCUUUGUGCUAAGACAGAACAAGUGGCAAGCGACAAUAUCACGCCCGCGGAGUCAGAAGUAUGUUUCUGCAAAAUCCAAGUCUUCCGAGAUCACGGCGCGGAACGAAAACUUUCCAAUGAUCACAGCAACUUGGAAAAGGCGAUUGAGAAACUGAGACAGCGAAUCUCAUACGCAGAACUGGGAUGGGGGUCCAGGAAGCGGAAGCGCGGUAAGAGUAUGACUUCCGCAAAGGACUUGAAAAUAUUUCAACCGGAUGAUGAAUCCGAGCAACUGAGCCAGACUGGUCUACGGUCGAAACUAGUCGGGUUUGAGAAAAUGGCACUGUCUGGUCGAUCAAAGACUUUACUAUCUCUCUGUGGCGAUAAGGAGGAUGAUCCUGAUCUAUACCCGGUUCGGUUGGAUGAUGUUUGUAUCAAGGCUGGGCCUGUCGAGAUUGUUGCGGAUCCAUCUACCCAAAGCACAUAUUCGGAGAGUGUGUCACCGAGGAGUUUUAGUGUGUCGGAUAAGGACACUACGGCUGCUUCAUCAGUUGCUGAUGGGUUAUCCGUUGAACCUAUCAAGGUAAAUCGCGUUGAUUUGAUCGAUCAAGUACCCACAACUCGACAUCUUACUUCAAUUGCAUGUUUUUAUGUUCGGCUUUCGGAGGAUGAACUCCAUGAAUAUUAUCGUGCGAUUUAUCUAUCGGAACGCACCAUACAAGAACUUGUGAGGAAGAUCUCAGAUAAAUAUCGGAUCAAAGCGAUGGACUGUGUUCAUUUAUUUCAUAUCAACGGGAAAGGGCUAAAGAUCAUGGUCGACGAUGAGUUUGUGCAGCAAAUGAUUGAGGGACAGCACAUGAGAAUUGAGUUCCAUCAAAGCACAGGCGAAGGUGAUGGCACAGGCGUUUGUGAAAUGUGGUUAUUCUAUUGA
Messenger RNA from Penicillium odoratum, 1890 nucleotides. RefSeq lists its product as uncharacterized. Gene Ontology annotation, molecular function: RNA polymerase II cis-regulatory region sequence-specific DNA binding; DNA-binding transcription activator activity, RNA polymerase II-specific. Gene Ontology annotation, biological process: regulation of transcription by RNA polymerase II. The coding region runs from base 1 to 1890 and encodes 629 amino acids. Gene Ontology annotation, cellular component: nucleus. The record is from RefSeq and is a predicted model, not a curated record. NCBI's taxonomy places the organism in Eukaryota, Fungi, Ascomycota, Eurotiomycetes, Eurotiales, Aspergillaceae. The transcript is spliced from 4 exons.